UGCUCACUGCUGUAGAGCCGUGCACGUGCUACAGAGGAGCGCGAGGAGGCGGGCGCACGGAAACACAGCAGCCGUUGUGCUUAAAGACCGUGACAGUCCGGCGCUGGGGGAGUUACAAGAAGGCACGGAGCGGGACCUCCGUCUGCUCGCAAGCCUUCCAGGACCCUCGCCGUUUGGAAAGCAUGCGCUUCGACGUCCGUUCCCGCGGCAGUUGUGUUCGUGUGCCUUCGCCUGAGACCUUGUUCAGGGAGUUCGCGUGUUUCUCGCCGUCGACGACGGAGUGAAAUGUGUAGCCGGAGACGAGCCGCCAAUCCCCGCAGAGUUCGGAUGUGCGUUCGGUAGCUUCCAGAUGGUAGACAAGCCGUUGGUUGGUUGUGGAGAAUUGGCGCCGAGGAGCACAGCGAAUGUAAACCAGCACGCGCUCCCGCGACCACUCUCCCGUGCGUUUCGAUUUCUCGCAGUGCUGUGGGGACAGAGGCGAGGAUGCAGGUGAAGAAGCAGCGAGACUCCAGCCGGGGCGGCGGGGACAUCCUGGAAGGAGAGAGCCCCACCAAAAACCCCUCAUGUUUCUCAAAUAUCAAGAUAUUCUUGAUUGCCGAAUGCGCCCUCAUGCUGGCCCAGGGCACUGUGGGAGCUUACCUGGUGAGUGUGCUGACUACUCUGGAGCGGCGGUUCAACUUGCAAAGUGCUGAUGUCGGCGUGAUAGCCAGCAGCUUUGAAAUAGGCAACCUGGCUCUGAUCUUGUUCGUCAGCUACUUCGGGGCCAGGGCACAUCGACCACGUCUGAUUGGCUGUGGGGGCAUCGUCAUGGCCUUUGGCGCUUUUCUCUCCGCCUUGCCCGAGUUCCUGACUAAUCAGUACGAAAUAGUGGAAAUUGGGAGGACUGAUGUGGGUCGGGACAUCUGCUCGAACAGCAGCGGCAGCUUGGAGGCACAGCAGGUGGACGUAUUGUGCGCCAACAGGGCCAACACCAACAUGAUGUACCUGCUGUUGAUCGGAGCUCAGGUGCUGCUAGGGAUCGGAGCCACGCCGGUGCAGCCUCUGGGAGUUUCCUAUAUUGAUGACCACGUCAAGAAGAAGGACUCCUCUCUUUAUAUAGGAAUCCUCUUCUCCACGCUGGUGUUCGGACCCGCCUGCGGCUUCAUCCUCGGCUCCGUUUGCACUAAGUUCUAUGUGGAUGCCAUCUUCAUUGACACCAAAAAGCUGGGCAUCACUCCUGAAGACCCGCGGUGGAUCGGGGCCUGGUGGGCGGGCUUCCUCCUUUGUGGUGCCUUACUGUUUUUUUCGGCCGUCCUGAUGUUCGGCUUCCCGCAGUCUCUGCCCAAGAUGGAGAAAGAAGAAGGAGCAGAGAGUGAGCAGGUUAUGCUGCCUAACUCUCUCAGCUCCGACUCUGAGACUCCAAAGCCCAGUAAUGGACUGAUGCUCAACAAUGAGCCUGACAACAGCCCCACCUGCUGUCAGCAGCUGAGAGUGAUUCCAAAGGUGACCAAGCACCUGCUCUCCAACCCGGUGUUCACGUGCAUCGUCCUGGCGGCCUGCAUGGAGAUCGCAGUCGUGGCUGGGUUUGCAGCUUUUCUGGGGAAGUACCUGGAGCAGCAGUUCAACCUCACCACCUCCUCUGCCAACCAGCUGUUAGGUAUGACAGCGAUUCCCUGUGCGUGUUUGGGGAUCUUCAUGGGGGGCCUGCUGGUGAAAAAGCUGAACCUCUCCGCUCUUGGGGCCAUCCGCAUGGCCAUGAUAGUCAACCUGAUCUCCACCGCCUGCUACGUCUCCUUCCUGUUCCUCGGCUGCGACACGGGUCCCGUGGCAGGAGUCACGGUUACCUACGGCAAUGAGAGGCUGCAGGUGGGAGAGAAACCGGAGGCUGAGUGCAUCAGUCACUGCAACUGCUUCACGUCCUACAUCAGCCCCGUGUGCGGCUCCGACAGAGUCACCUACCUGUCCGCCUGCUUCGCCGGCUGCGCCCGCAAAGGCUUCUCUCAGAGUCAGUCCAACAUUUCUCAGAACCUGACGGGAUGUGCUUGCGUAUCUGCUGGAAGCGAGCCCGCCUCCGUGGUUCCGGGAAAAUGUCCCGUGCCGGGCUGCCAGGAGGCUUUCCUCAUCUUCCUGUGUGUGAUCUGUGUUUGCAGCCUGGUGGGAGCCAUGGCACAGACUCCCUCUGUCAUCGUUCUCAUCAGAACGGUGAGUCCUGAACUGAAAUCGUACGCUCUGGGAGUGCUGUUCCUUUUGCUGCGACUACUCGGUUUUAUCCCGCCUCCUCUGAUCUUUGGUGCUGGGAUCGACUCUACUUGCCUUUUCUGGAGCUCGGACUGCGGGGAGAGGGGGGCCUGCCUGCUAUACGACAACGUGACCUACAGGCACCUCUACGUAAGCCUCGCCAUCGUUCUCAAGAGCGUGGCCUUCCUCCUCUACUCUACCACUUGGUACUGCUUACGCAGGAACUACAAGAAAUACAUCAAAGGCCACGAGGGCCACUUAUCAGCGACGGAGUUCUACCCGUCUCUGAGCGAGGGCCCCAAUGUAGCAGACAGGACAAAGUUCAUAAAUAACCUGGAGAACCAAGAGCUUUGUGAAAACAUGGAGUCUGUUUUAUAAGGAAUGUUUUUGUUCUUGUUCCUCAAAAGAAUAAAGACUUCUUUAGGCCGCAGAAGACAUUCUCCACGUCUUUUUCCAAAGUGGAGAUGCCCUUCAGAGGUCGAAGUAGUAACAAACAGCUGCAGCCCCCGUCCCGCUCGGCUCUAGCGGACGCUGCUCCAACUGGAGCUGCCACGUGUGUCAUGAGUGUUUCCGCCGCCACCGUGUGACGUAAAGACGCUUUAUUGAUCGACGUCCUCGGUCGUUUCUUCAGUUUGUUUAAAAGUUGCCAAGUGUUUUAAAAACUAGUCGUCCAUCACUGCAUUUUACAUGGAGGCAGGAAGCAGCCAAUCUGCAUUCUUAUAGUGGCCUGUUAGACGUUUCACUUUCCUGUUCUUUUGCUGGAUCUUAGGUUUCGUUUUUGAUACUUGCUUAGGCGCAAAUGUGCAAUCCUCCAUCUGGAUUAUUAUCUGUUUAUUCCUUUUUUUGGAGCGUUUUUUGGAGCGUUUUUUUUCACUGUAGCAGUUUGCGAUUUUCAUGUUUACGUCUGCAGAAUGUAUUCAGCCUAACGUCUUAAUAAGGGAUUAAUUCAACAUAAUAGAUAAUUAUAUUUUAUUGUGGCUUCUGCUCCAAGUGGAGAAGCAAAGAAGAGAAUCAAAACAUCCUCCUCUUUAUGUUCAUAAAAUUAGCAAUGGUAUGUUUGGUUCCUUCAAGGAGGUUCUAUUAGAUUGUUCUUGAAAAAAAGAGUUUAAAUUAUUAAGAAUUUUAUCUCUGCCGGGUUUGUGUUUGCGUGUCGAUUGUGGAAGAAUGUUGGUGUAUUUGUUGUGUUGAGACUAAUUUGAUGCAUUUAUUUGCGCAGAAUGAAAACCAGUCCUAUAUGCAGGUCUGUAUUAUUUAACUGAAGCUCCCAGUAACAACACAGAAGGAAAAGAAAUUGCACCGACUGCACAUUACCCCACUGAUCUCUCUGCUACAGUUAUGACUGUCUCUUUUCUUACUCUUUUUGUAUGUCAGCAUAUCAUUUAUUUUAUUCUGGAAAUAAAUUAUUUUUCAGAAAAUUGA
Oryzias latipes (Japanese medaka) is the source of this 3636-nucleotide messenger RNA. It is a transcript of the gene slco3a1a, whose product is annotated as solute carrier organic anion transporter family member 3A1a. Gene Ontology annotation, biological process: transmembrane transport; prostaglandin transport; sodium-independent organic anion transport. Gene Ontology annotation, cellular component: basolateral plasma membrane. NCBI's taxonomy places the organism in Eukaryota, Metazoa, Chordata, Actinopteri, Beloniformes, Adrianichthyidae. Gene Ontology annotation, molecular function: protein binding. The record is from RefSeq and is a predicted model, not a curated record.